Notolabrus celidotus (New Zealand spotty) is the source of this 1416-nucleotide messenger RNA. RefSeq names its product translocase of inner mitochondrial membrane 10 homolog (yeast) (gene timm10). Gene Ontology annotation, cellular component: mitochondrial inner membrane. Lineage: Eukaryota; Metazoa; Chordata; Actinopteri; Labriformes; Labridae. The coding region runs from base 178 to 444 and encodes 88 amino acids. The record is from RefSeq and is a predicted model, not a curated record. Gene Ontology annotation, biological process: protein insertion into mitochondrial inner membrane. The transcript has 2 exons.
AUCCAACUUUAUUAGCACCGGAAGUCUAAGCGGAAAUGCUACACACGUUUUUCUUGCAGGCUUGAAGGUUAAAGACUAAGCAACCGGUAGGUUUUUGGCAGACUGUCUGCAGGAGAGGGUCACCAGGACGGCGUGUUUGUUGUAAAAGUCUGGAGUGAGCAGCACUGAAGCGCAGACAUGGAUCCCAUGAAGGCACAGCAACUGGCGGCGGAGCUGGAAGUGGAGAUGAUGGCUGACAUGUAUAACCGAAUGACCAACGCUUGUCACAGGAAGUGUGUACCGCCUCAUUAUAAGGAAGCAGAGCUGACAAAGGGCGAGUCGGUGUGCCUGGACCGCUGUGUAGCCAAAUACCUGGACCUCCACGAGAAGCUGGGACGCAAGCUGACGGAGCUCUCUGUCCAGGAUGAGGAGAUGAUGAGGAAGGCAGCUGUUGGCAGCGGAUAGAAACACUGAUGAAUUGAACAAAGUGAAGCACUGUGGGGAUUUCAAGGUUAAGGGGUGGGUUAUGUUUUUGGUCUCUCCCAGAUGAGAGAGAGAGAGAGAGGGAGGGGUUUUUUUUUGGAAUUGAAAAAAAAUUCAAAGUAAUGUUGAGGGUCACCUGAGACUAGAACCACUUCUACAGGAGAGGGCGAGACAGUGGAUUCUGCUGGAGCAGCAUGAGGACAUGGAUAAACUGUUCACAGAGGUCCACAGGCCACCCUGGAUGUGUCAGAUUACUCAACAUUCAUCAUGGCCUGGUCCUCAAGAAGUAACAAGGACUGAACAGAGAGGAGAAAGGCCUGGGACUCAUGAUAUCAUAUUAGAGUCAUACUUUGUGCUUGUUUUUAGGUGCUCAACUACCUUAUGGGGAUAUAUCAACCAUUUGGUACUUACAGCAGAUGAAAAUGAAACACUUUUGAAUCAUUGUCACCUAGUCUCUGUUCCUAAAUCAUUAUUUGAACUCAAGUAUUUUUUUAAAGGUUGCAACAGAGUAUGACAAUAAUAUAGAAAUACCUAACUCAUAAUUACGCACAGUUUUAGCCUCAGUUUUGUACAAAACCAUGAAAUGCAGUGAAUCAGAUAAACAGACUGGGGCGAGGCCAUGCACGGAGGGAAAUAGUGUAUGGCUGAUGCCGAAAUGUCUUUCUGUUGAAGACACUAUGCAGAGUUUACACUCUUACAGACCCUGGAGGGUGCUGUAUUGGCUCAGAUUCAGACUGUAAAUUAUGCUGUUCUGGUUACAUGGAUGUGUAUUGAAGAAGACCUGCUCAUUUGUCAUGCCUCUCUUGACUGUUAUGUGAUGUAUGUCAGUGGACCAUGUUUUUGACUGUGAUUUUUUUUCUGUAACUACUCUUAGUGAUGCAGCUUUUCAUCUCCAUAUUGUUUGUAUAAGCUGCAUUUCGCUAAUAAAACAUGCCAUCCUUUAUCUCAUCGAAA